This is a messenger RNA of Nothobranchius furzeri (turquoise killifish), 8519 nucleotides long. Lineage: Eukaryota; Metazoa; Chordata; Actinopteri; Cyprinodontiformes; Nothobranchiidae. The record is from RefSeq and is a predicted model, not a curated record.
ACAGAAAUGUAAAAUCAAAUAUAAAAGUAAACAAACUGAACCGCUUUUGGUUCUGAAGAUGAACAGAAUCCUCAUUGAUGUCCAAAUCGGGUCGUGGGUCUUCUGAGUCAAAUGGUCGAAAACAUGUCUGCUCCUCCGGUAGUGAUAUCCAGCUAGCGGGGUUUGGUUGAACUACUCCGGUAAUCCAAUAUCCGUUCUGGUCGCCGUAUCCCAGAGGAAAAACAAAUGUGAGCGACUAGCAGAGGCUUCAGAAGCUACAUCUGGCACGUCGUUCUGCUACAACGCUAACGCAGAAACACCGGAGACGGGGUUGUUUACUACAGUGGUUUCAGCAGAGCUCCUUGUGAAACGUCACCAGCUGUCCAGGGCUCAGACCGGAGGUUGGGUUCUGGUUUUUCCCGCUCCGGUCGGAAACAUCGGAUUUUUUUAAAUUCCAGCCGUGAAAAUCCAAAAACCUUUUUCAUCUGAGGUUUUAUACGUCUCUACGCGUGCUGGUCAGAGGAGCGUUGCCUCUGGCCGAUAUCUUUAAUGUACAGCCCUGAAAUGACCAUAAAAAAUUCUUUAUUUAAAUAAAAAAUGUUCUGUUUUUUAUGUAGCGCCUUCUAGAGACGCACAGCCCCCCAAGGCACUGUACAACACUCAAGGCAUUCACACGCUAGCUGCAUCAUAGCCACAGCUGCUCCAGGGGACAUUGACUAAAGCCACUGGUCCUUCCGACCACCACCAGCAGGUGUGGGGGUGAAGUCUCGUGCCCAAGGGAAUGAGUGACAUAGACAGAGCCUGGGUUUGAACCAGCAACCUUCUGGUUACAGGAGGAUAGGAUCCAGCCCUGAUGGCUGUUCGAGUCAUCGACACAUUUAUUAAACAGAGACUGCUGUUUGUUCUAAUAUCACGUUUAUUUGUUAUUGAUGCUUAAAAUAAAGCAUGCUUGUGUUUGGGUGAGUUGGGCCGGGCCCCUCGGCCCCACUUGCCUCCUGGUCCAGAAACCCAACAUGGCAGCACCUGUAGGGCAGAGACGCUAUGUUUAGAUGAUCCGGUCCAGUUCUGAUUAAAAGACUGACGCCUAAGAAACUGGAACAGAAUUAACAUCUGGAUUUCUGCAAGCACACACACACACACCCCACACACACACACACACACACACCACACACACACACACACACACGCGCGUACGUGUGCGUGUGCGCGCGUGUGUGUGUGUGUUGGAGUUUGUGUGCGUGCGUGUGUGUGUGUGUGUGUGUGUGCGUGUGUGUGUGUGUUGGAGUUUGUGUGUGUGUGUGUGACAGCGUUUACUGGUCCCAGUAAGAACAGCCAUGGAGAUGUCUGGACCAGCGGAGGAAACGUUUAGAUGUGUGAUUAACUUCUAUUUCCCCACAAAGGCAGGUUUUAUAAUGAAAUGUGUUGAAAAUGUUUAACCCACCAGAUCACUAUGAUGACAUCAUACAGGUGAAUGAGCACAAAGCUGACCAGUAUUUACUCUUUGUCACACAGCAGUUCUCUGUUGGUUCUGAGGUGACCUCAGAGCUGGUCAUGCUGGAGCGACCCAGCCCGUUGCUGCUCUGUGUAAUUGUGUUCGGGCCUGUUUGACGGGUCUUCCCUCAUCCAUCCAGGCUUACGCUGCUGCCCUCCUUCUGCCUUGCUUUCAUUCAGACAGAUUGGACUUCCAGAUGCUACACUCACUGUCCACAGAACUCGAGGAACCAGAGCAGAACCAGUGCAAGCUUUAAAAAGCUGCUGAAACCUCAGCUGUUCAGGCUGGCUUUGGUGGACCUCCUGCUGAUCCUUCCUCUCUACCAAAUGUGCCUUUCUCUGGAUCCAGCAUUACCUUUUCUCUUUUUCCUCCUUUUUCACUUUAAAGAUUUCCAUUUUCCCCUUUCAUCAUUUACAUGAUUUAAAUUGUUUUUUUUUACUUUAUUUUUUACUCUUGUGAAGCUCCUCAUGAUUUUGAUCUAUAUUUAAAAAGUGGGUUCUUCAGCGUUGGCGUUGUCUCCUCUCCUGCACUGAUUUAUCCCCACAAACAACCCCUUUGGUCAUUCAUUAGCUCUCCUGUUCUGUUUGUCAAAAUGUUCCAACAAACAAACAUCCAUCCAUCCUUAUCCGCUUGUACAGACUCAGGUCGCGGGGGCAGCAGCCUAAGCCGAGACGCCCACUAGGCCGGCUGUUCCGGGGGGAUCCCAAGGUGUUCCCUGGCCAGGUGAGUCCCUCCAGCAUGCCCUGGGUCUACCUUUAGGUCUCCUCCUGCUGGGACGUGCCCAGUAAACCUCACCAGGAAGGCGUCCAGGAGGCAUCCUGACCAGAUGCCCGAGCCACCUCAACUGGCUCCUCUCCAUGUGGAGGAGCAGCGGGUCUACUCUGAGCCCCUCCUGGAUGACCGAGCUUCUCACCCUAUCUCUAAGGGAGAGCCCAGCCACUCUUCGGAGAAAACUCAUUCCAGCCGCUUGUAUCCGUGGUCUCGUUCUUUCGGUCACUACCCAAAGCUCGUGACCAUAGGUGAGGGUAGGUACGUAGAGCGACCGGUAAAUCGAGAGCUUCUCCUUCUGACUCAGCUCUCUCUUCACCACGACAGACCGGCACAACGCCCUCAUCACUGCAGAUGCAGCACCAAUCCGCCUAUCGAUCUCACGCUCCAGUUUUCCCUCACUCGUGAACAAGACCCCGAGAUACUUAAACUCCUCCACUUGGGGCAGGACCUCGUCCCUGACCCGGAGAAGGCAUUUACCCUUUUCUGACUCAAGACCAUGGUCUCAGAUUUAGAGGAGCUGAUUCUCAUCCCAGCUGCUUCACACUCGGCUGCGAACCGCUCCAGCGAAAGCUGAAGAUCACGUUCUGAUGAAGCCAACAAACGUGAAUAUUUUUGUGUGAUGUUGGUGGUAUGAUGCAUCAGAUCAAAGCACUCACGAAUCUGAUGGGAUCUUUUUUUGGAUCAGCAGAAAGAAAAGACAAGCAGGCUCUGUCUUUGUUUUCUAGAACACUUAGUGCAACAUUUUUCUGCUCCGUUUACAACUCGCUAUAAAAACCGGACUGGCAGAGAGGUUCGAGUGCUGACUAAAUGUUAAAACCGCUGCCCUGGGCGCCCUGACAGAGGCGAGGCCUGCCCAGCACAGGCACCACCGGUCUCUCUGACCACCACCAGCAGGCAGAAGGACCGGUGCCCAAGGACACAAUGACUGCGACAGUCUGAGCAAGGCUCAAGCAUGCAACCUUCUGAAUACGGGGCGGACUCUGAACUGUAUUUGAAUAUUUACUGUGUGAAGUGCCUUGAGACGGCUUGUCGUGAUUUGGUGCUGUAUAGAUAAAAUGAAUUGAACUGAAUUAACGCCUCUGCCACCGUUGACACAUUACAAGGUCACGUGGGUGUGUUACGUUAGGAAUUUGUUAGGAAUUAUUGCAAAAAAGGUGCAGCAAACGAGCGUUACACACACCUGUAUUUUUAAGGCAUUGCUUGAUGGGGAAGGGGUUUGCUUUAAGAUUUAGUUCAUUUAAAGAGAAGCUUCUUCAGGAACUCCUACCCUGCCUUUAACUUCCUGAGCUACUUUAAACCACCUUAAAUUCACCUGCAUGUUGAUUUAAAAUAACUAAACAACAAAGAUGUUUUCUGACGCAGAUUCAGAGCCACCUUUCACAAGAAAUACCACCGUUUAUCUCCAUGGAGUAAAUGAACCACGCCAAUUAAAUCCUGUUAUCACUGGUUGGACUGUAGGAAGACCAGUCUAACUGGAGUGUGUUGCUGGGCAUCCAGUGUUCCCAGUUCGGCAUCAUUCUUGCGUAAUGAUGAGUGCUUUUAUAAAAGGUCAGUGACACCACCCUGCAGUAUCUAUGUGCACGUGUUCUCACAAAAGCAGAGAAUCUGGAGGAGACAUUUGGCACUGCUGCUAUUUAUUACGACCCUCCGUUGACACACAGAAAUAGCCUGGUUCUGACAUGGUGCUGGCCCGGCUGAAGCUCAGGUAGCAGCGUAUUUGAUCACAUUUCUCCUGCCAGCACUGCUGUGAGCCAACCAGUGAUGUAAUGGCUUUUUACGUCCUCCCGCCCCGUGGCUCCUCCCAGCCAACCAGCGGUAAGCUCUGCAGGAACAGGAAAAGCCAUCUGGGCAUGGUGACUUUUCUUGGUGGGGGGCGGGGGAUGGGGGGUGUCAGCAUCCCUUUGUUUUUCUGCUUCUCCACUUAAUUUGUUUCUGUCGCUCUUUGGUGUCUGUAGUGCACUUCCUGCUCUGUCUUUGCUGCUACUGAGCUAAAAUCAUGGCCUUCUCUGAAGCUUUAGAUUACUCAUUCAUAUUCUUCUGCAUCUAGUGAACAAAACGUGUGGAUGAACAGUUGGUUCAGGUACGCUCUGCAGGCUGCCUUCCACUCACACUUUCAAUCUUGGACAUGACAUAAGAUUGGCGAAAUGUGGGCCUUGUAAAGAUGCAGCAGAGGAGUUCUUCGAGUACGAUGCAGAGGAGUUCUUGGUGUUCCUGACCUUGCUGAUCUCCGAGGGGAGGACACCAGAAUAUUCUGUGAAAGGGAGGACAGAGGGGCUGCACUGUCCUCCAGCCCAGUCCGCCAUGCCGCCUCUUCACAAGCAUGAGUGCAGCGACAAACUGCCCCAGUGUCGACAAGCAAGGCGAACCCGUUCAGAGGUAAUCCUGCUCUGGAGGAACAACAUCCCCAUCAUGAUUGAGGUCAUGUUGCUACCAGACUGUUGCUAUGGUGAUGAGUGCCCCCCGAGUGACCCCAUCAGUGAUCCGGUCAUCAAGCAAGACGCGUUGCUAUUGGAGAGAUGGACCCUGCAGGCAGUUCCACGACAAAGUGGCGAUCGCCUCAUCGAGGAGAAAACGCUGCUGUUGGCGGUGCGCUCCUACGUCUUCUUCUCCCAGCUCAGCGCCUGGCUCAGCGCCUCCCAUGGCGUUGUCCCCAGGAACAUCCUGUACAGGAUCAGUGCUGCUGAUGAAGAUCUGCUGUGGCACUUUUCUCAGCCGACAUUAGAGCACGUUUUUCCCGUUCCCAACGUCUCCCAGAGCGUGGCCCUGCAGGUUCGCGUCCAGUCGCUCCCUCGACAGCCCGCCUACCCAACUCUGGCCUGUAGCAUCCACACCAGCCUGCCUCCAGUUUACAGCCAGACCCCCAACCUCAACAGCCAUGGUGGCUCGCCCACCCUCAAGAGUCAGGAUCCCGGCAAAGACGAUGCUCGUCUCAACCCCAACAUGUUCAGCAAGAGCUCCGCCUCCAUGUCUGGGCUUAACAGCUUACCCAUCCCCCACCUCCCCAUCAACAACCUCCCCAUCAGCAGCCUUUCUCACACGGCUGGUCCACACUCAUACGGCAAAAAAAGUCCAGAGCCUGCAGAACUUCACACGUAUCACAACGGAGAGCUCCCGCAGGUCAACAUCCGCCUACGCCAGGGCUCACCACUGUCCCCCUCGCCCUCUCGCUGUCACUCCCCCUCCCCGCCUCCCACUAGCAAAGCAGGAAAGUGGUUAUGCUCCGCCCUCCGUGGUUCAGCGGAUCCCACUCGUGAGGAUGACGGUGGUUCUGGUACCAACAACUCUGACAGGACUAAAGGUCCCAUCUUUGAGCCUCUGAGAGCUUUUAAGAACUUGUCCUUGACCGAGCCACCCCGCUGUCCCUCGCCACGGCUCACACAUUCUGGGAACGAGACAAACCCUUUGAUUGGCUGCCUGCUGCAGGAGAGACAGGAAGUUAUAGCUCGAAUUGCACAAAGGCUCAACUUCUGUGACCCGACAGCUCCGCCGCUCCCUCCGGGCCUGUUUGCUUCUGACAACCCUCCCAAAGCCAUGUGGGGCAGUAACCAUGACAACCUAGCUGCCACUAAGACCAAAGAAGCCGAAGCACCCCCCUGUGAGUCCACGGGGCGAGUGUGGCCCAGCCCUUUCAACACACCUGUGACUGAAUGUUCUAACGUCAAACGUGAGGCGUCGUCUCCCAAACCCACAGCCUGCAGGAAGUUAAAAAUGACCGAGACUGGAGACGCAGAGGAGGAAAAGAACGGACGAGGGACAGGCGGAGACAAGAAGAGGGACAGGGACAGCUCCCUCAUUGCCCAGGCAGUGCAAGAUAUCACCAGGCUGAUCCAGGAGAGACUGUCCGUCCCCUCCGUGUCCCCCAGGCCCAGCCGGAGCUGCAGCCCUCUGCACCACACGCGCACCACAACCGUCACACACACUGUGCGCACAUACUCACACCCCACGCACAUUCCACAAGCAUCACACACUGCCUGCAACGGCUACGCCAGUGGCCACAUCCCCCGCCCCGAACCUCACAGAGGCAGCAUGCACGGCGCUGCCCCGCACACGCUUGUUUGCACAGACGAGCCCCGAGCUGGAGCCGGGACCGCAUGCGGUUCUCUCCGGGCCCACAACGGGGCUCAGUUUACACUUGAAGAAGCCUCGCCCAACGGCCGGGCCAACAACCAGGCAGGCCAGCGUUUACGAGCUUCCCCGCAGGAAAAGCUGCGAGUCAGGACACCCAGCAGCCAUGCGGCCCCCCCCGCUUCCCCUGUUUUAGACAACAGAUCCAGAAAUGCCCAGAUGUUCAGCUGGAUUCACGACUCCAGCCUGGCUGCGGACUGUAACAGACACCACAGCAGGUCUCCGACCCAGAACGGUGUUCCAGCUCAGGCUUCUGCACUCCAGGAUGAGAACCAGGCCCCCUCAGAGUCCGGGUCCAGCACCUCCAGUCCAGACACGGCUCCAUCUCCACCAGUCUUCCGUCCUCACUGCCCCGCCCCUCUGCGUCCCUGCAACAGCUGGAAGAAACAGAACCGUCACUCAUUAGACGCCACGACAACCAAGGCUUUUCACCCGUGCACCGGCCUCCCGCUGCUCUCCAGCCCUGUUCCUCAGAGGAAAAAUCACACGGGUUACUUUGACCUGGACACCUCUCUGACUGGCUGCAGAGGUUUGCCCUGGGCCUCCGGGAUCAGGGUGUGUCCGAAGAGAGAAGGCUACGCCGAUGAGUCACAGCAGCUGCUCAGCGCCAGCGCUCCACCUGCCAGUCUCAGCCUGCUGGGGAACUUCGAGGAGUGUGUUCUGAACUACCGCCUGGAGCCUCUAGGGACAGUGGAGGGUUUUACAGCCGAGGUGGGAGCAAGCGGAGCCUUUUGCCCGAGUCACAUGACCCUACCUGUGGAAGUGUCCUUCUACAGCGUCUCUGAUGACAACGCUCCCUCGCCAUAUAUGGGUGUGAUAAACCUGGAGUCCCUGGGGAAAAGGGGCUACCGUGUACCUCCAUCAGGAACCAUUCAAGUGACCUUAUUCAACCCUAACAAGUCAGUGGUAAAGAUGUUUGUUGUGGUGUACGACCUAAGAGCCAUGCCAGCUGGUCAUCAGACCUUCCUUCGCCAGAGAACGUUUUCUGUUCCAGUUCGCCGCGACGCAAACAAUCACAUCAGCAGGAAGCCUCUCAGCCCUGGCGCAGGCCGCACGCUGCGCUACCUCGUUCAUUUGAGGUUUCACAGCUCUAAGUCUGGGAAGCUCUACCUUCACAGAGACGUCCGUCUACUGUUCUCCAGGAAAUCCAUGGAGGUGGACAGCGGCGCUGCCUACGAGCUCCAGUCCUUCACCGAAUCUCCCAUCGACCCACCAUUUUCUCCUCGCUGCUAAAGCCUGAUGCUUCCUCCGUCCCUUCAGCUGCAGCUGCUCCUCCGUGCCAGCGAUAGACUGUAAUUCAGGCCAUCAACACAUGGCUUGUGUUUAGAAGAGAUCAGGUUUAUGGAGGACCACCAACAAGCCCGCCUGUUGGUUGGUUUCCACAAACUUCUGUUACAUUCAGAGCGGACAGCGGCGUUGGCUGGGAGACUUGUCGUAAACACAUUUUCUUCUCUGUUAAGUGCACAUCCUUGGAACUAAAGGGGUCACAGUAGGAGAAGAGAGGUUUGAUAUCCUGCACCCUGUUGAAAAUGUUGUUGUUUUUCAUGCCGUUGAGGGCGUCCCCUCCAGCAUCUGGCAGGAGAGUCCAGACCUGCGUUUGUCGUCCACAGAGGCAGUUAGACACGUGAAUGAUUCACGCUGGUUCACUCUGCAAAUCAAGAUGAUGAUUUACACCUCAAAAUAGAUGAAUCUUUAUUUAUUUUCUCUAAAUUCUUAUGGAUUUAAUGCAAUGCCUUUUUAUUCUGAUUUUUCUUGAAUAUGAGACCAACUCCGUUGAAUGUGGAUGCGGUUGCUUGACCCUGAGCUGAGAGCUGAGGGAGUGCAUGUGGCUGUGGUGCAGAACAGACGAUGCACCUGAACGCAUCGCAGCAGAACAUCACAAGUCCACUGUUGGGUUCUCAACUGAAAGUGAAGCAUAUUCUAAUACUUUUGUACCGUUACGAAACCACUUUAUCGGAAGUGUUGCAAUAGAAAGAGUAAUGUUAGUUUAGUGUUUACACAUUCACUUUAGUUUAUUUAAUAUUUAAAUUAAUAUUUCAGUUCUACUUGUGACACUUGUCAUAAGAUAAUGUAGUGCAAACUGUUUAUCAUAGUGUGUAUUUUUGACAUUAAUCAAAUCUGAAGAAUAUAUCUUCUACAGCAUUCAGGAAAA